Fraxinus pennsylvanica is the source of this 306-nucleotide messenger RNA. The record is from the annotation of a GenBank genome assembly. Lineage: Eukaryota; Viridiplantae; Streptophyta; Magnoliopsida; Lamiales; Oleaceae.
AUGGACGUGAGCAAUAUUGUGUCAGAAAAGCCAGUGGUGAUCUUCAGCAAAAGUUCAUGUUGCAUGAGCCACACCAUUAAGUCUCUCUUCUUCGAUUUCGGCGUAAACCCGGCAGUUUACGAGCUGGACGAGAUGCCGAGAGGCCGGGAAAUCGAGGCAGCUCUGUCGAGGCUUGGCUGCAACCCGACCGUUCCGGCGGUGUUUAUCGGCGGCCAAUUUGUUGGUGGAGCUAAUGAGGUCAUGAGUCUUCAUCUCAAGAGAAAAUUGAAGUCAAUGCUCCAAGAGGCUGGUGCUUUAUGGGUUUAA